UUCAAUAUAUCCUCGCGCUAUUUCUAGAACCCUCCACCAUCCCCUUCUUAAAACCCUCGGAAGGGUUUUGCAAAAUUCUCACUCUCCCCCCAUCACAUAAGAUAACGAAGCCCCCAAAAUAUAGUUCUUCUAUAGCUUCAUUCUCUAACUCUUUAUAGGGCUCAAUGGCUCCAGUUCUAAGCAGAGGCCUAGCCACUGCUUCUCUUGCUUCACUUCCCUCCUCAUCUCCCUUUUUAGUGAGAAACAGCAACAGGGUUUUGAAUCUGAGAAGUGCUUUUGUGCCACAAAAUGGUCACAGAAAGGGCCUCUGUUAUGCUGGAUUGAAGUGGAAGCUUGAGAGAAGGAACAGUCAAAUCGAUGUUCGGUGCGAGGCCGCCGUGGCCGAGAAAGAGGCUUCUGAGACUUCUGGUGAGAAGUUUGAGUACCAAGCUGAGGUCACUCGCCUAUUGGAUUUGAUAGUUCAUAGUUUGUACAGCCACAAGGAGGUGUUCCUUCGAGAGCUCGUGAGUAAUGCAAGUGAUGCUUUAGACAAGUUGAGAUUCCUAAGUGUGACCGAACCCUCUCUGCUUGGAGAUGCUGGUGAGCUAGAGAUACGUAUCAAACCUGAUCAAGACAAUGGGACUAUCAGCAUAACAGACACUGGUAUUGGGAUGACCAAAGAAGAGCUCAUUGACUGUCUUGGAACUAUUGCUCAAAGUGGUACUUCAAAAUUCUUAAAGGCUCUUAAGGAAAAUCAGGAACUUGGGGCAGACAAUAGUCUGAUCGGUCAAUUUGGUGUGGGGUUCUAUUCUGCCUUUCUUGUUGCUGAGAAGGUUGUUGUGUCUACAAAGAGCCCAAGAUCAGAUAAGCAGUAUGUUUGGGAAGCUGUAGCUGACAGUAGCUCAUAUGUGAUCAAGGAAGAAACUGAUCCUGAAAAGCUCCUACGUCGUGGAACACAGAUCACACUCUAUUUAAGACCGGAUGACAAGUAUGAAUUCUCAGACCCAGCUCGGAUUCAGGGUUUGGUGAAGAAUUAUUCUCAGUUUGUUUCCUUCCCCAUCUAUACAUGGCAAGAAAAAUCAAGGACUGUUGAGGUGGAAGAGGAGGAAGAACCAAAAGAAGGAGAAGAAUCAAAGCCAGAGGGCGAGAAGAAAAAGAAGACUAAAACUGAAAAGUAUUGGGACUGGGAAUUAGCCAAUGAGACAAAGCCAAUUUGGAUGCGGAAUCCAAAGGAAAUCCAGAAGGAUGAAUACCAUGAAUUCUACAAGAAGACUUUUAAUGAAUUCUUGGAUCCACUUGCACACACUCACUUCACCACUGAGGGUGAGGUUGAGUUUAGAAGUGUCCUCUAUAUUCCUGGGAUGGGCCCGCUUAACAAUGACGAUGUGGUUAAUCCAAAAACAAAAAAUAUACGUUUGUAUGUGAAGCGCGUAUUUAUCUCAGAUGAUUUUGAUGGUGAGCUGUUCCCGCGCUACUUGAGCUUUGUGAAGGGUGUUGUGGAUUCUGAUGACCUUCCUCUCAAUGUUUCUCGAGAGAUACUUCAAGAAAGCCGAAUUGUAAGAAUAAUGAGAAAGAGACUUGUCCGGAAAACAUUUGACAUGAUUCAAGAGACCGCUGAAAGUGAAAAUAAAGAGGACUACAAGAAAUUUUGGGAGAACUUCGGCAGGUUCAUAAAGUUAGGAUGUAUUGAGGACACUGGGAAUCACAAGCGUAUUGCACCAUUAUUGCGGUUCUUCACUUCCAAAAGUGAGGAGGAGCCAAAAAGCUUAGAUGAUUAUGUUGAAAACAUGGGUGAAAACCAAAAGGCCAUUUAUUACUUGGCAACGGACAGCUUGAAAAGUGCGAAGACUGCUCCUUUCUUGGAGAAGUUGGUUCAAAAAGGCAUUGAGGUCCUGUACUUGGUUGAACCUAUAGAUGAAGUCGCCAUCCAGAACCUGCAGACUUACAAAGAAAAGAAAUUUGUUGACAUUAGCAAGGAAGACUUAGAGCUUGGUGAUGAGGAUGAGGUGAAAGAAAGGGAAACACAGCAAGAAUACAAUCUUUUAUGUGAUUGGAUAAAGCAACAGCUUGGUGAUAAGGUAGCAAAAGUUCAAGUCUCAAAGCGUCUAAGCUCAUCUCCCUGUGUGCUUGUUUCGGGCAAGUUUGGAUGGUCUGCUAAUAUGGAAAGAUUGAUGAAGGCUCAAGCUCUUGGAGAUACUUCUAGUUUGGAGUUCAUGAGGGGAAGGAGAAUAUUGGAAGUUAAUCCAGAUCAUCCCAUAAUCAAAGAUCUCAAUGCUGCAUGCAAGAACGCACCUGAAAGCACCGAUGCCAAGAGAGCUGUUGACCUCUUGUUUGAUACAGCAUUAAUCUCCAGUGGAUUCUCACCCGACAGCCCAGCUGAGUUGGGAAAUAAAAUCUAUGAGAUGAUGGCAAUGGCCCUUGGAGGAAGAUGGGGCAGAUCAGAGGAAGAGGCUGACGCAUCAGAUGCUGCUGCAGAAUCUGGUGCAACAGUCGGCGAAGCCUCAGAAGCAGAAGUGAUUGAACCAUCUGAAGUAAGGACAGAGAAUGACCCUUGGAGUGAUUAAGUGUCUUUUGGAGGACAAUUUUUGGCAUUAUUUCAUUAGAAUUAGAAGAGAAGAUAAAAGGGGGGUUAAGAGUGAGGGGAUGCUGAUUAGCCCGUGGGAAAAGAAAUAGUUUUGCUGCUAUUGAUAAUUUCCUGUAGGUUUUACAAAUGAAUUCCUGUCAAUUUGGUUCUGGUACGAGUUAAAGAAGGUCCACUCUUUAAACUGACUA
This is a messenger RNA of Alnus glutinosa, 2751 nucleotides long. Its product is annotated as heat shock protein 90-5, chloroplastic. NCBI's taxonomy places the organism in Eukaryota, Viridiplantae, Streptophyta, Magnoliopsida, Fagales, Betulaceae. Gene Ontology annotation, molecular function: ATP hydrolysis activity; ATP-dependent protein folding chaperone; ATP binding. The transcript has 19 exons. Bases 165 to 2543 code for a protein of 792 amino acids. Gene Ontology annotation, cellular component: protein-containing complex; cytosol; plasma membrane. The record is from RefSeq and is a predicted model, not a curated record. Gene Ontology annotation, biological process: protein folding; cellular response to heat; protein stabilization.